Molecule: messenger RNA, 1959 nt
Organism: Panicum virgatum (switchgrass)
Lineage: Eukaryota; Viridiplantae; Streptophyta; Magnoliopsida; Poales; Poaceae
Exons: 2
Coding region: 1-1959 (652 amino acids)
Source: RefSeq, a predicted model, not a curated record
AUGAUGCACAGAGUUAUCAAUAAGGCCUAUAUGAAAAAGUUUAAACCACUAAUCGAGGAAGGAGUGGUGAACAUGAGCAACACGAGCUCUCCACAUAACUCUGCAAACAAGUCCUGCGAGAGCUACACCCUGUUAUGGAUCGAUCAAAAUUUGAAGCCAAGGAGUACAGUGAACUUUGUGGAAGGCUGCGUUACCGUGGCUGCUUUGUUUCUGCUGAUCCUUUUGGUCCUGGGUCCCUGGCGCUGCCGUUCCCGCAGCGUGGUCGUCCAGUAUUCAGUCAUGGCAGCUCACGUGCUGUCGUUCUCGCUCCUCUCGUACUCGAUGGGUCUGAUGAAGGGUGCCAUCAAGAACGAGCGGUACCCGGUGUGGGCUCUUUUUCUUGUGCUCGUCUUCGCAGGCGCCAACUCCGUGUCUGUCCUAAAGCUCGAUGAGAACAAGCAGGUGCUCAAGCUUCUGAUGGAGAGCUCCCAGUACCUGGUCUACGCCGGCACAAUCUGGAACAGCAUUGCUACCAUCCGAUUCCUACAUCCCUGUUCACUGAUCCUUAAACUACUGAUCAAUGUUCUGCUGCCCUUAAGGAACUGCGAAAUGCUUUGGGCGCGACAGUUAGCCAGUGAUCCAUGGUGGAAUGGUAGCCGGGCGGUCGACCUCAACAUGAAGUACUACGAGUUGGCGCUGAGCCCGUGCUACAACCCCCGUAGCAUGGAGGGCUACAGCUACUUGGUUUUUCCCCUCAGAGUGGACCUGGCAGCCAGACCCAGCCAAGACGAUAUCCAGAGGGCACGGAGCGAGCUCGUCACCUUGGAGAAGAUCUGGUGCCAUGGCGACGGCGUCCUGCAGUCCAUGGACAGCCACCCGGCAAUCCACCACUUGAAGGACGUGUGCCUCUCCUUCGCGCUGUUCCGCCUCGCGGUGCGGCGGUACCAUGGCUACCCUUGCCCUGAAUCUGGGCUUGACAAGGCUCGUGAUCUUGUCCUCCAGGGGCUUCUGCAUGAAGGCUCCUGCGACAGAGCGUUCCGGGUGAUUGAAAUUGAGCUAGCUUUUCUCUACGAGUUCUUCUUCACCAAGUAUGCGAUCAUCGUGACGUGCCUUGGGGCGAUAAUGUCCAUUGCUUUUUCAGUUGCUACCAUCACCAUCAUUGUAUCCCUCGGGAUCUAUUUCCUCACUCAUCUGAAAGGAGGUGGAGACUCCUUGACACCUGGAUUUGUGCAGUUGGAGACUCGAGACAUCAUACUCACCAAACUGAUGUUGUGGUCUCUUGGAGUUUUUCAACUGCUGAAAAAUACUAAUAUGGUGGUCUCUAAUUGGGCACAAGUGUAUCUUCUUUGUAGGUACAUCACAAGGCCUUCAUGGCAAGGGAAUAAAUACAUUGAUCGGCUUCUUCUGUUUGUGGGCAAGUUGUCGAUUUUUCUUGAGCAACACAAAUUGUUUGGCCCCUGGGGGAAUAGGAUGGGGCAGUACUCAUUCAUGGACUCUUUCAACCACCCUAGUCAUGGGUUGGAGAAAUUUAAAGAGUGGAUCAUCACCAUGUUCCAGGGAGGCAGAAAAGAAGGAACAUCCAUACCGGUGCCGGCCGAGGUGAAGAAAGCUGUAGCAUGGACUCUCAAGGACUCAAAUGGCCUUAUUUCAAAUGGAUCAAGGGCGCUGGGGAGAUGCGUCAUGACUGAGUUGUACUCGUCAUGCCAAACAAACAACGAAAUCACUCUAGCUCAUGUUAUAAUGAUCUGGCACAUUGCCACCUGGCACUUUGAGAUUUCAGAAUCCAUCAGAGAAGACACAGUGCAAGAAACCAACCGGCUUGUUGCCACCAGCUUGUCCAAGUAUUGUGCAUACUUGGUCGCUUUUGCCCCUGAGUUGGUUCCUGGCAGUCCAAUACAGACACAGUCCAUGCUCGAUGAACUGGUAGCUGAUGCGAGAAAAGCUUUGAGGGGAGCAUCAGACAUGUACAAAAGGUUAUAG